CACUUCAUGUGCAGCUUGAAAUGCGGAGUAGCUGCAUCCGUUUUCUAUCAGGCUGUUUUUUUUUCUUUCUUUUUAAAAUUUGUUGUAAAUUACAUUUGUUAACAGGAUAGAUCCUAUGGCAUUUUGAUCGAAGUAAUUUGUUUUCAGCAAGAUGAAAAGAUGGAGAAUCCAAACUUUAUUAUGCAUGCUUCUAAGUGUAUGUCUUUUGCCAACUUGUCGGUGUGCUCAUGGGACAUAUGCUCAUAAGCUCCUGAAUGACCUGUUCACCAACUACACCAGUGCUCUGAGGCCAGUGGAGGACACAAACUUCAUACUGAAUGUGACCCUGCAGGUUACACUGUCACAAAUUAUUGACAUGAUUCCCCAUGUUUUUGUGUCUUUCAAGGAUGAGCGAAACCAAAUUUUGACUGCAUAUUUAUGGAUACGGCAAGUAUGGGUUGAUGCACACCUCAAAUGGAAUAAAGAUGAUUACGAUGGACUCGAUACCAUCCGCAUACCUAGUAGUUAUGUAUGGAGACCUGAUAUAGUCCUAUAUAACAAUGCUGAUGACCAUUUCACUGGCCCCAUGGACACGAAUGUGGUGAUCCGUCAUGAUGGCCAGAUAACGUGGGAUUCACCGGCGAUCACAAAGAGCUCCUGCAAAGUGGACGUGUCGUUCUUCCCUUUCGAUGCGCAGCAGUGCAGGUUCACGUACGGAUCCUGGACCUACAACGGAAACCAGCUUGACAUCCUGAACGCCAUGGAGAGCGCCGACCUGGCUGACCUGGUGGACAACGUGGAGUGGGUGGUGAUGGGUAUGCCAGCUAAGAAGAACAUUAUUCAGUACGGCUGCUGCGCUGACCCUUACCCUGACGUGACAUACACGCUGAAGCUGAAGAGGAGGGCCUCAUUUUACGUCUUCAAUUUGCUCAUACCGUGUGUGAUGAUCUCUUUCCUGGCUCCGCUGGGCUUCUACCUGCCUGCUGAUUCUGGAGAGAAGGUGUCUCUGGGUGUCACCGUGAUGCUGGCGCUCACUGUCUUUCAGCUCCUGGUUGCAGAGAUCAUGCCUCCAUCUGAGAAUGUGCCGCUUAUUGGAAAGUAUUACAUUGCAACCAUGACCAUGAUCACAGCCUCCACUGCUCUGACCAUCUUCAUCAUGAACGUUCACCACUGUGGGCCGGACGCCAAACCUGUUCCCAAGUGGGCCAAGACGUUCAUCCUGCAGCACAUGGCCAGAAUGUGUUUCGUGUAUGAAGUCGGGGAGAACUGCAUGUCUCCACAAGUGGAGAGACAAGAGCCUCCACCUGUGAAGAACAACAACUGCACCAUGAACGGGCAGGUGGGACCCUGCAGAGACGACUGUGUCUUCAGAAUGGAGGGAGGACAAGAGACAGCAGAGGAGAGAGAAGACAUGGAUCAGAUGAUGAGUCCACUGGGCUCAAUGGGAAGGAACCCGACCAACAACUACAGCUCUUGGAAGAAUGGCGUCUACAUGAGCAUGGACUGUGGAGAGUCGGGGGCUAAGAGUAGAUGCAGGAAAGGAGGAGUGAGUGAUGGAGAAAAAAAAGACAGAGAGGUUUCCUGCGACGAGAGGCAGCUGCUGCGAAACAUUGAGUACAUAGCAAACUGUUACAGAGAUCAGAGGGCGACGCAGAAACGGACGGGGGAGUGGAAGAAAGUGGCCAAAGUGUUAGACCGCUUCUUCAUGUGGUUAUUUUUCAUUAUGGUGUUUUUAAUGAGCCUCCUAAUUAUGGGAAAAGUCAUCUGACACAGAGAUUGUUAUAUUUAAUGAGUAUUCAGAUUGCAUUCAUCCCAAAC
This is a messenger RNA of Labrus mixtus (cuckoo wrasse), 1797 nucleotides long. It is a transcript of the gene chrna10a, whose product is annotated as cholinergic receptor, nicotinic, alpha 10a. Gene Ontology annotation, molecular function: transmembrane signaling receptor activity; acetylcholine-gated monoatomic cation-selective channel activity. The record is from RefSeq and is a predicted model, not a curated record. The transcript has 6 exons. Gene Ontology annotation, biological process: nervous system process; regulation of membrane potential; chemical synaptic transmission. Gene Ontology annotation, cellular component: synapse; postsynaptic membrane; neuron projection. Lineage: Eukaryota; Metazoa; Chordata; Actinopteri; Labriformes; Labridae. The coding region runs from base 152 to 1747 and encodes 531 amino acids.